Messenger RNA from Chara braunii, 6175 nucleotides. The record is from the annotation of a GenBank genome assembly. Lineage: Eukaryota; Viridiplantae; Streptophyta; Charophyceae; Charales; Characeae.
UCACGGGCCUCUUUCCCAGCCACUUGAGUGUUUUUCCUGCUGCAACCCUCAAUGUCACUGCCACAGUUCGUGGCGAGUUAUCUCCAGAGGAGAGGGUGUCUGCUGCUCAGAUGGGGGCCUUCUUCGGGGGAAUGACGCUGAGGGCCUUGUCGUUUCCUUCGGCAACCCAGUGGAGUCAGGGGGAGCGUGCAGCUAUGGCCGAAUUUUGGCCUUAUCUGAAGCAAGAGCUCCCUAACGAUGUUCUAUUUUUAGCAGAUCCAGAAGGUUCCCUUUGUGAGGGGGGCCGGUCAUCACCUCUUGGGCCCAAUUACCGCGAGGGAAAUCCAAGGGGAAUUGCAGUGGCAGAACUUGCAGAGAUGAGGGUGGUAAAGGUGCUAAGGAGGGUCUUGAGAGGUGAGCACCUUGGGUUCGCUGAGACCAAGGAGGUUUUGAAGGAGUUGUUUCCGUCCGUGCCCAUGCCCGCGAUAAUGGCGAGCAUGCAAGGGAAAUGCAGGGACAUGGAGAUAAAGGUGGGUCGAGACGGUGGGCAAGGCGUGGGUGUGAGAAGGGAGGCGGGGAGGCAACAUGAAGGCAGAGAGGAGGCUUCAGAUGCCCUGGUUGCUGCGCUGCUUAUUUGCCAGCGGAUGAGCAGAGAGUCGGAUGAGGAGUUGAUGGCUUACUGCUCAGCGUUUGAUGAUGAUACAGAUACAUUGCCCGUGGCGAACAUCCAUUCGUUGACGCAUUAUGGGGAGCCAUAUGAUGGGAAUACGCGCUUCAUGAAGAGCACUUUGUUCGUGGCUGCUGUGCGUGCUUGCUACAGCGAGGCUUCACUUCUUCAUGGGGUUGAUUGGAUGCCACCUAAGCGCGGCGUGACCGAAGAGACAAUGCUGAAACACAUGGGAGCUGAGACCAGCGUAUCGCUUUCGUCAGCAGUUACCCUAUUGGAGCAUGAGGUCUUGAAACUGCUCGAUCCUGACAAGCCAUUUGUUGUGACCACGGAUGCCAGUCAAUAUGACAUUGGUGCCGUACUUGCGCAGCAGGAGGGGGAAAAGUUAAGUUGGGCACUCCCUGCUGCAGCGCCCACCAAGGUGAUGAAGAUGGCUGCCACCAUAGCCAGCGUCUUGAUGCAUGGAGUUGCAGACAAGGAGAUCCGUGAUGUCGACAAUGUAGAGUUCGGCAUCAGGCUGACGAAGAAUGUGGUGAAACUGGUGGCAGGGACAUGGAAAACGGAGGAAGAGUUGGUUCCUAUUCUUGGUGGUCUCCACUAUUGGAGACAACACCUGUGUAUGAUUCAACAGGCUAUCCCCGUGCAUUGGUUGGAGAGCAUUCGAGAAAAGCGUGUGGCUGUUGGAGCGUGGAUGAAGGACGAGCAGAUGCAGCGGCCGGAUAGGCUUUGGAGACUGGAAAGGUCGACGAUAUCUGAUCGCUGGGAGAUGACUUGUUGGGAGCUUUCGGAUGGGUACCUUGGAUUGGGUCAACCGCUGUCGCAGCUAUCAGCUGCGCCCGUGGAAUCUGAUUUGUGUGGUUUGGUCCCGGUCUCUGUGUUAGAUACCCCGCAAGGUGCUGCUAGUGGUUCUGUGCUUUAUCGACCUUAUAAGGUUCUCACUCCUGCACAUGAACUGUUUGUGGAUCCGCGAGAUUGGUGCUGGGACGACCCCUGUUGUCCCGCUGAUACGGUAGAUAUACAUUUGCACGCGGUUCGCCUUGCUUACACUAUGAUGUUGCCUAAGAUCGACAUGGACUGGGAAAUAUCUAAAAGUGGGAAUUCCUCUGAUUUCGGUUGGUCUUUUCCGUUUGCUUUGCCUGUUCGCUUUGCUGCCGUGUGGAAGCUGCUUUUAGCCUUACCUGUGCCAAAGCAUGCUGCUUUGUUAUGGUUGAACCUGCACCGUGCGGUGCCUACUGCUAGCCUGGUGUAUCGUAGGGCUCGCAAUGGCCAACCGUUUUGUGACAGAUGUCGUGCAGGAUAUUGCAUCGAGGACCUCCGUCACCUGUGGAUAUCUUGUGACACUUCAUCCUCUUUUUGGGAUUGGUGGAGAUCUUGUCAUGCUAUGCCCUUGGAGCGGGGCGACUUGUGGUCUGAUACUUCUAUUCUCAUGGGCUCUGCUACGCUUCAGCUGGAACAGAGCCUAUGUUUUCGAGGCAACUCGAGCGGUCAUUCUCUGGAAUAUCUGGAAAAGGCCGGGGAAACAGACGAGGCCUAUCAGACCCGCAUGUUAGCGUGGAGUACCGAGACAAAGAAGCGGGCAGAUGACGCUGCCGCAGCAGCCAAGAAAAGGGCAGAGGAUGCCGAGCAGGCACGUCUGCUGGCCGUACAACAACAACCCCCAGCACGAGAGGCAGCAGCAAGGGCUGCCGAUGAAGAAAGGACACAGCGUCSUGAGAAGAUAUUCACCGGAGAGCGGGCAUUACUUACCAUGGCAGCAGARUGGCRAAGCGAGGCCGAGAAUAGCCAGUUGGAGGAUAGCGCAAACAAGAUAGCGCUCCUCCUCUCGCAUCUCACGGAUCUCCUGGCAACCUGCAUUACACACCAGGCGGAGAUCCUUGCUCUCGACAACUCGGUAGCUCAUCUCCAAGACCGCCUUCAGCGGGUGGAGCAGCGACCAGUCGCCGCCGCCGAUGCAGGCUCUUCCAACACUGCCGACCGCCUCACCGCGUUGGAGAUGCGCGUCGGCUCCCUCCAGGAUGGCGCACAGUUACAGCAGACCGCGACGCAACAAUUGCAGCAGCGGAUCUGCACUACAGCCACCACCUCGAGUCCGGAGCCGCGCGAGACAGCUCCUAAGUUCGAUGGGCAGGAGAUCUUUCACGACUCAAUCAAGACAGAUCCAAUUCCAUGGUUUCACAAGUUCGAGCUCACGCUGCAGCUCCACAACGUCAAGGAACACAAGCAACACGCAUACUUGUACUCUCGCUCAGGGGGCCCGUGUCAGGCUUGGUUGGACAACCUUUUGUCCAAGUACGGAGUGGUAGCUAACCACUUGCACACCAAGAUCACCUGGGAUGAUCUGAAGGCGGCGUGGCACAAGCGAUUCCAGGUGGAGCCGCCAGAGAUCAAAGCCAUGGACAAGCUCAUGGUCUUCGAACAAGGCACGCUGCCGAGCUGUUUGUCUGGACCUCAAUGCGCAGUACUUAGCGCUCAUCUCCACACUUACCUUUCCUUCUAUGCACCACCAACUUCGCCGACGGAUGACGAAGUCGCGGUGGGGGACAUCCUCGCGUACGUUACCAAGGUGGCCCGCGAGUUUCGCACGCAGCGGUACGAUAACAACAAUGCACCGUUCAUGUAUGUCCGCAUCCAGGUUGGGCAAGCAUCUUGCAGCGCUUUGCUGGAUAGCGGCGCGACUCGCAACUUCAUGAGCCAGUCUUUUAUGCAAAGAGCAGGCCUUGGCGCACAAGUUCGGAGAAAGGCAAACCUGACUGCGAUCAAGUUGGCGGAUGGAAAGACGCAGCAACUACUCGACCAUUACAUCGAGGCCGUACCGGUCUAUUUCGCACCUCAUGCAUGCGAACCGGUGACAUUCGAUAUUCUCGACACGGACUUCGGCAUCAUUCUGGGAAUGACUUGGCUUGCAAGUGCGGAUCACAUGGUCAACUUCCAUCGGCGGUCUCUUAGCGUUUGCGACGCCUUCGGCGCAGAAGUGGCGUGUACUAUUCCUCUACCGCACCCUUCGAUCCGGUGCCGAGUGUUCGCCGACAUCUUCGAGUCACCUACCGGUGUGGUGCCGGGUCAGCCGAUCUCUCACGAGAUCAUUCUUGAGGCCAGUGUCGUGCCGCCGAAAGGUUGCAUUUAUCGGAUGAGCGAGGAGGAGCUUGAGGUACUCCGCGCACAACUCGAUGAUUUGUUGGCCAAGGGCUGGAUCCGCCCGAGUAGCUCCCUAUAUGGAGCACGAGUUCUCUUCGUCAGGAAGAAGAACAAGGAUCUACGAUUGUGCAUCGACUACCGCAAGCUCAACGGGCAAACCGUCAAGAAUGCGGGGCCUCUUCCUCGCAUCGACGAUCUUCUCGAGCGGCUGGGCGGUGGGAAGUAUUUUUCCAAGCUUGAUUUGAAAUCAGGAUAUCAUCAAAUCUCGAUUCAACCGAAUGAUCGCUACAAAACCGCAUUCAAGACGCGGUACAGGCAUUUUGAGUGGGUGGUCAUGCCUUUUGGCCUCACCAACGCCACAGCGACAUUCCAGGCGGCGAUGACCAAUGAGUUCCAUGCAAUGCUGGACCGGUUCGUGCUGGUCUACUUAGACGAUAUUCUGGUUUACAGUCGGACAUUGGAGGAUCAUUUUGGACAUCUUCGACGAGUGUUGGUGAGGCUCCGCCGUGCCAAAUACAAGGCCAACCGCGACAAGUGCGAAUUUGUCCGGCAAGAGCUGGAAUACUUGGGCCAUAUUGUCACACCGGAGGGCAUCAGUCCGCUAUCGGACAAGAUGCAGGCCAUCCAAGAGUGGCCGGAGCCUCGGAACGUCACGGAUGUUCGCUCGCUCCUUGGUCUUACCAGCUACUAUCAGCGCUUCAUCAAAGGCUACUCCAAGAUCGCGGCCCACUUGAACAACCUUCAGUGCGAGGAUCAACCGUUUGACUUUGGAGAGGAGGCGUGGGGAUCAUUCCUCGCUCUCAAAGCUGCGCUAUUGUCUGCGGAGGUCUUGCGGAUAUACGACCCGCUCGCGCCUACGUGUGUCACUACGGAUGCGUCAGGCUAUGGCAUUGGUGCAGUCCUCGAGCAACAUGAUGGUGUGGACUGGCACCCAGUCGAGUACUUCAGCGAGAAAGUGCCACUCGUGCAUUCCAUUCACGAUGCACGCAAGAAGGAGCUCCUUGCCUUCGUCCACACGCUCAAGCGGUGGCGGCACUUCCUCCUUGGUCGAAGCCAAUUUCGCUGGGUAACGGACAACAAUCCGUUGGUCUUCUACAAGACCCAAGACACCGUCAACAGCACGAUCGCGCGAUUGAUGGCUUUCAUUGACCAGUUCGACUUCUUUCCCGAUCACAUUCCCAGGAAGUCGAACCGUUUUGCGGAUGCUCUCUCACGGCGUCCGGAUCAUUGCACCGCAGUCUACUCGACCUUCGAGAUUGACGACGACCUACGGAACAGCUUCAUCCGCGGCUACCAAGCCGAGCCCGAUUUUCGCGACAAGUACGCGAAUUGCUCCUCUCCUAAUCCUGCUCCUUCUCACUAUCGGAUCCAAGAGGGGUACUUGUUUGUCCACACGCGGGGAAAGGACCUUCUUUGCGUACCGAGUGAUCCUCACUUGCGUACACGGCUUCUUGGCGAGUUCCGCGACACUCCCGCCACUGGACAUUUUGGAGUCAAUCGCACUAUUGGCCGACUUCGCCAGCGAUUUUGGUGGCCCUGCCUUCUCGGCGAUGUCACGCGCUAUUGCAAGUCAUCCGAGGUUUGCCGACGCUGCAAAUCUCGCAACCAUCGUCCGUAUGGCGAGUUACGACCAUUGCGAGUCCCGUUGAGGCGAAGGGAAGCGAUUGCCAUGGACAUUACCGUCCCGUUCCCCAAGCACAAGACCGAAGUGGAUGGGAUUCUCACGGUGGUCGACCGACUCACCAAGUUCGCCAUGUUUUUGCCUUGUCGCUAUCAUGCCAAGGCACCGGAGUUGGCCGAGGUUCUGUACGCCGGUUGGAUUCGCACCAAGGGUUACCCCAAGGAGAUYRUCUGCGACCGCGACACUCGGUUCAYGUCCGAUUUYUGGUUGGCGCUCAUCAAGCGAUGGGGCUCAUCUCUCAAGCCCAGUUCAGCUCGCCACCCUCAGACCGAUGGCCAGACGGAGAGGGCGCAUCAGACCGCACAAGUUCUCCUUUGCACUCUCAUCCGCCCCGACCAGAAAGACUGGGUUGAGCGACUGCCGGAUGUUGAGUUGGCCUACAACUCUUCCAUUUAUCCGGCUAUUGGGAUAUCGCCCUUCGAGUUCGAGCACGGCUCGCCGGUCACGUCACCGUUGGACACGAUUACUCCACGCAUGGCCGGGAGCGACGACCAUCUUCUUUUCUUGCGUCAGAUGCAAGAGCUUCUUGUCAAGGCACGCGACAAGAGGGCUAAAGACGCAGCAGCGCAUGAGCCAGCAGGAAAAUCGCCAGCGUCUUCCUUGUCCAUUCCGCGCCGGGGACCUCGUCUGGGUUUCAGCAGCGGAAUUCAGCCUUGAACAAGACAUCUCUCGCAAGCUCCUCCCGAAAUGGAUUGGGCCUUGGCCGAUCAUAG